UCAUUUCAACUGCUCCUUAUCCUCUCUCUCUCUCUCUCUCUCUCUCUCUCUCAUUCGAAGAGAAAAGAACCUCUCGACCCAAGAGUCAUGGCUCUCACAGCACGCCUCCCCAUUACCAAUCCCAUUCGUACUCUCUCUCGCCAAUUUUUCAAUUUCAGGCUCUCUCUUCCACAUUUUAGAACCGGUCUGAGGCGUUUGGCAUACAGGACUAAACCACUCAACCUCUUCACACCAAUCUUUCUAUCCCUUUCUGAAAUAAGGGAUCCAGAAGGGAGUAAACCAAUUCAAAAAUUAGGUACAAUAAAUACCUGUGGCUUCGUCUUGGCUCACGCGAUGCUAUUUCAACCUCCAGCGGCUUAUGCUUUUGAAGAACAUGUAUCAGAAGAAAUACAAAAUUUCAAGCCAUUAAUAGCAGAUUUGGACCCAUCAACAGCCAAACUGGCUGUAGCUUUUCUUGGGCCCUUUCUCUCUGCCUUUGGUUUUUUAUUCAUAUUGAGAAUAGUAAUGUCAUGGUACCCGAAGCUUCCUGUUGGGAAAUUCCCUUAUGUCAUAGCCUAUGCACCAACUGAGCCUCUGUUGAGCCCAACAAGGAAACUGAUACCACCAGUUGGUGGAGUGGACGUGACCCCUGUAGUUUGGUUUGGACUCAUAAGUUUCAUGAAUGAAAUAUUAGUAGGUCCACAAGGGCUUCUCGUUCUUCUAUCUCAACAAGUAUAGACUUUUGUCACCACAGUUUUGUGCAUCAACAGUUACAUAAUUUGUGUUGAUUCUCUUGUGUGUAUCCAUUUCAUUACAUUGGUUCAUAUUUAUGUUGGACAUUCAGAGAGAGAAUAGUGGGACUACAAUUCUACAGAAAUGUCUUACAUUCAAUGAUAAGAAGUUUCCGACUACAAUUCUACA
This is a messenger RNA of Amborella trichopoda, 900 nucleotides long. It is a transcript of the gene CCB3, whose product is annotated as cofactor assembly, complex C (B6F). The record is from RefSeq and is a predicted model, not a curated record. Gene Ontology annotation, cellular component: chloroplast thylakoid membrane. NCBI's taxonomy places the organism in Eukaryota, Viridiplantae, Streptophyta, Magnoliopsida, Amborellales, Amborellaceae.